This is a messenger RNA of Lathyrus sativus (Indian pea), 1839 nucleotides long. The record is from the annotation of a GenBank genome assembly. Lineage: Eukaryota; Viridiplantae; Streptophyta; Magnoliopsida; Fabales; Fabaceae.
AUGUGUUGCAAGGGUGGAAAGGUGACAAUUACACAGGUGUCUGCUCCUGACGAGUUGUUACAGUUAUUUUCAGACACUUCUACUGAAGGACGACAUUUUAGACAGCAUAUUAGAAGUUACAACCAUGUAAUGUCGUUUACUUCACUUGGUGUCCACGUCGACGAAAGUUUGGUUACAACUGGUCGUGGUAUUUACACAUUUCGUGCUCAAGGCACAAUUUAUCACAAAAUUGGAGGUUUUCAUCCGAAUCAAGGUUCAAGGCCACGCUACUUGCAGCUAUACAUUUAUGAUACUGAUCAUGAGCUUCAAACUAGGAUGAGGGAAAACCCAAUACUUAACCAAGCCAUAGUGUAUAAAUUGAAAAAAAUACUCCAUCAAUGCAACCCGUUUGUCAUCAUGUUUAGGCAGCUUGCACUAGAGCCAAAUGUUGAAGAAUGUAGGUUACUCAUUAAAGAACGUCCAUCAAAUCAGCCACAAUAUAGUCUCCCUUCAGCUUCUCAAGUUGCAGCAGUUAUUAUUGGUGGUGGUGAUGAAGAUACAAUAGAACGUGGAAGAGAUAUAAAUGUCAUCAGCUGUGAUGGAAAUCUAACAAAGGUUCAAGAAACAAUUGGGUAUUAUGAUCCUUUACAAUAUCCUAUAUUGUUUCCGUUCGGAACAUACGGUUGGGACAUAGAAACAAAAAAUAAUGUUGGAAAAAAUGUUACAUGCCGAGAGUACUACAGUUAUGUGCUUCAGAUUCGACAUAAUGAUCAAUUUGUAUUGUUAAAAUUGGGUCGACUUUUACAACAGUAUGUUGUAGACAAUUAUGUAAAGAUUGAAACAGGAAGGUUGAGAUGGAUUCGAAGAAAUCAAAAUAAUAUUCGGUCUGAGGUAUAUCAGGGGUUACAAGAUGCAUUGCACGAUGGGGAGAAUAACGCAGAUAAUGUUGGACAAAGGACAAUAUUACCAUCAUCAUUUAUUGGAAGUAAGCGAGACAUGACACAAAGAUAUCAAGAUGGUAUGGCUAUUGUUCUUAAUGAUGGUAAACCAGAUAUAUUCCUUACAAUGACAUGCAAUCCUUCCUGGAUUGAGAUAACUUCCGAAUUAGGAAUCCAUCAAACUCCACAAGAUCGACCUGAUUUGCUAACAAGAAUUUUUCGAUCAAAAUUUGAGCAGUUGAAGGAUGAUGUCAUUAAUAAAAGAGUCUUAGGGAGAGUUAGAAGUUAUAUGUAUGUAACGGAACUUCAGAAACGUGGACUACCACAUGUGCAUAUGCUACUCAUCUUGGAUACUGAUGACAAGUUACGGGAACCUGAAGAGUAUGAUAGAGUGGUGAAAGCAGAAAUACCACAACAUGAGUCUGAGCCAGAAUUGUAUGAAACGGUGUUAAAACACAUGAUCCAUGGUCCAUGUGGAGUAUUGAAUCAAAAAUCUCCAUGUAUGAAGAAUGGUCAUUGUAAAAAAAGAUACCCAAAAGAAUUUUGUGAAGAAACGCGUCAGGGAAAUGACUCAUACCCGGAAUACAGAAAAAGGUUUAGUGAUCCCAUUUUCCUAAACAGAAAUAAGUCUAUUGAUAAUAGAUGGGUGGUUCCUUAUAACCCAUGGUUGUUGUUGAAGUAUGAUUGUCACAUCAAUGUCGAGAUUUGCAGCAGUAUCAAAAGCAUUAAAUAUUUGUAUAAAUAUGUUUACAAAGGUCCUGAUCGAGUUGCAAUGGAAGUUCAUAGAGGUACAGGUUUGGAUUUGUGCUCCAGAGGAUUUGUGCAAGAUGGAUUUGUGCUCCAGAGGCAUUGUGGAAAAUAUUUAAUCAAGACUUUGCGCAGUUCCUUUAGCAGGUUCAUUACCAUCUCCAAUCCUCAUUAG